UCUGUUGGCAUUCUCCAAGACAAAUACCCUUACCAUCAAUACAUCGCCAUGGACGCCGCCGCAGCAAUCAAGCAGCUACGACAGGGCCAAAAGCCACAGUGGCCAGCAAAUACCGAAUCGUUAGAAUUCGCGCACUCUCUCGACCAAAGCACAGAGAUCCCCAAAACAUUCCGACCAGAAUUUGUUGUUCCUAGCAAGGCGCAACUCAAGCGGAAAACCCUAAAAGAUGACGCACAAACCGCCAAUCCAGCAUCAACACCCGAUGACGAGGCCAUCUACUUUUGCGGUAACUCGUUGGGCCUACAGCCAAAAGCCGUUGGCGAGCACCUGAACGCAUAUCUGAAGACAUGGGGAUCCAUCGCCGUCGGUGGUCAUUUUACCGCUCUCGAGGACUCGCCACUUACCCCAUACCAAGACAUGGCUGCGGGAUGCUCAAAGAGAAUGGCUGACAUCGUCGGCGCCUCACCUUCAGAAAUCGUUGCCAUGAACACACUGACCAUCAACUUGCAUCUGAUGAUGGCUGCAUUCUACAAGCCUACGGAGAAGAAGCACAAGAUUAUGUGCGAGUGGCGACCAUUUCCUAGCGACUGGUAUGCAAUCGAAUCGCAAAUAGAAUGGCAUGGCCUCGACCCCAAGAAGUCAAUGCUGUUGGUUGAACCGGAUGACGGACACAUUAUGACUACAAAGAACAUCCUCAGGCUUAUUGACGAGAACGUGGACGAGCUGGCGCUGAUCAUGCUACCUGGUAUCCAAUACUACAGCGGCCAGCUACUCGACAUCCCAACCAUUACCGCACAUGCACGGAAGCACAACAUCACCAUCGGAUGGGAUUUAGCACACGCUGCUGGCAACGCUGAGCUGAAGCUCCACGACUGGGAUGUCGACUUCGCCUGCUGGUGCACAUACAAGUACAUGAACGCCGGUGCCGGUUCCAUCGCAGGUGCUUUCAUCCACGAGAAGCACGGCAACAACGACCACUACAAGGGACUGAAGGGCUGGUACGGCCACGACAAGUCAUCACGCUUCCUCAUGGACAACAAGUUCGUUCCUACACCCGGCGCGCAAGGUUUCCAAUGUUCAAACCCAUCGAUCGUCGACCUCACAUGCCUAGCUGGCUCGCUCAGCGUCUUCGAGAAGACUUCCAUGACCGACCUACGGUCACGAUCCCUGCUCUUGACGGCAUAUGCUGAGCACCUGCUCUCUCAGAUCGCCGCACGUAACAUCAAGGACGGCGCUUUCCCCUUUCAAAUCAUUACACCCACAGAUCCUCGAUUCCGUGGCGCACAACUAAGUGUUCUGCUCCCGGAAGACGUUUUUGACGAUGCGAGCGCAGCGCUGGUAGAAGGCGGUGUUAUCUGCGACAAGAGGAAACCUGGUAUCAUUCGAGUUGCGCCUGUGCCAAUGUACAACACUUUCAACGAUGUUUGGAGGUUUAUGCAAAUCUUUGAGGAGGCGAUACGGCAGAAGGGACAAGGGCAGACGCAGGAGCCUCAGUCGCAAGGAGCGCCAGUUGAGGCGAGGUUCGUCCUCAAAUCUGGCGCAUACUCUGAUCUUACCAUCAUUUGUAAUAACGACACGUACAAGGUCCACAAAGCCAUUGUGUGCGAGCGCGCCGAGUUCUUUGCCCGCAACCUGAAGUUUGGCGGAAAGGAAUCAGAGAGUGGUAUCAUCAAUCUUCCUGAUGACGAGCCAGACACCGUCAGACUCUUAAUUCACUACCUAUAUGGAGGCGAAUAUAAACCGUUGCUACCUGACAACAAUUGUUGGGCAGGCGUAACUUUGUCUGCGUUCAAACAGGCUGCCAAAGAGUCUCGCCCACUGGACAAUGCCAAUUCGCAACCGUACAACUACGACUUUCCCCACACAUGCAGCCAUCCCAAUAGAGCCUGCACUAAACCGCACAUUUGUCCACAUCAUACUUGCAGUAACAACAAGGACUGUAAGACGGGGUCUCAUCUUUACACGUGUUCCAACUUCAACUGCGAAGAAUGCAACCCUUCAGCUCUUCCGUUGUCUUCAAUCAACGGCAAGGCCGAUCAACUCCUCCUCCACUCCGAGAUGUACGAGAUUGCAGACAAAUAUGACGUUGUCGGACUCAAGGACCUGGUCAUCGAGAAAUUCCACAGGGCUUGCCAGCACUUCUGGGACAGCGACAAGUUCUCUGUCGCCGCUCACCAUGUAUUCUCCACCACUCUCGAUGACGACAAGGGCCUGCGCGACAUUGUCAGUGCGACGAUUAGCGCACACAUGGGCUUAAUCAAGAAGCCUGAAGUCAAGGUCCUCUUGAACGAAUUCAACGGUCUUGCUUUGGGCAUUCUAGAGGAGAAGAUCAUAGAGAAUGGUUGGUAG
Alternaria burnsii is the source of this 2349-nucleotide messenger RNA. Its product is annotated as kynureninase. Lineage: Eukaryota; Fungi; Ascomycota; Dothideomycetes; Pleosporales; Pleosporaceae. The record is from RefSeq and is a predicted model, not a curated record. Gene Ontology annotation, cellular component: cytoplasm. The transcript is spliced from 3 exons. Gene Ontology annotation, molecular function: pyridoxal phosphate binding; kynureninase activity; protein binding. The annotation marks the transcript as partial. Gene Ontology annotation, biological process: NAD+ biosynthetic process.